Molecule: messenger RNA, 2637 nt
Organism: Lodderomyces beijingensis
Lineage: Eukaryota; Fungi; Ascomycota; Pichiomycetes; Serinales; Debaryomycetaceae
Source: the annotation of a GenBank genome assembly
AUGUCGCUUAAGAACAUAUCGCAGUUUCCCGAUGGAAACUCGUACGCCCACUACCACCCGCAGCUAGACCGCUUAGUCGUCACCAACAGCAACGGAGUCCUCAAGAUCAUCAACGUCAACGACCCCGAGUCGUUGCCCGUAUCGAUCGACUGUCUAUCCAACGUGACCUCGGUGUCGAUCCAUGGGGACAAGUUGGCCCUCACUACUACCGAGGGUAAAUUGGAAAUCGUCGAUUUGGCCACGCACGAGUCUCUCGGGGAAAAGUACCGGACAGCGCUCUCGUUGCGCGAUUUGGCAUACAUCAAUCUGGGGAACCGGAUCCUUUGCGGCGGCGACGAUAGCAAAUUGGUGGUAAUUGACUUGCAAGGAGACGAAGCCGCUACCAAGACGAUUGCGUUGCAGGACCAAUUGUUGGAUAUUGCCUACGACCACGCGGGAGAAUUGUCGAGUGUCAGUUUAUCGAAUGGAUCGGUGGAGAUUUACUCUGUUUUCAACGAGGAGUUGAAUUUGAACCACACGUUGCAAAAUGUCAUCACUAGGAAAAUCCAUACUUCAAUGGAUGAAGUCGACUACGCGCAAGAGCAUCGGGACGAGUUGUACACGACGAAAACUGAAUGGACCAAAGAUGGCAGAUAUUUGUUGGUGCCAGGUGCCGAUAAUGCAGUUCAUGUUUACAAUCGCGAAAAUUGGAACAAGGUGCGCAGUUUCCCAAGCGACGGCAGGAUUGUCGAUUUCAAAUUGCACGGCAAUAACUUGGCCAUCUUGACGUUGAACGUUUACAAGGUUUACAAUUUUGAAACGGGGAAAACUGUUCAUGAAGAUGACUUUGAGUUUAGAUACGAAGGGUUGCCGUUGAACAUCGAGUGGCAUGACAAGACGGGCUUGUUCAUUGGAAGUACCCAUGGCGAUGUGCUCAUGUUGAAGAAUGUAAUCUCGGUAGGAGGAGAAGAAGGAGGAGGAGGAGGAGGAGGAGGAAAAAGCAAAGCCAGAGCGGCUGCAAGCUUGUUUGUUGAUGAAUUCGAUGAAGAUGAAGAAGAAGAAGGAGAAGGAGCAGAUAAAGUCGAGGGAGACGAAGAAGGGGAAGACCUUACUGGGGAUAAUCAACGCGAGAUGGAUGACUUGUUUGAAAGAGCUGGUCCUCGUGAAAAUGGCAAGGGCAAACGAUUAUAUGAGUAUUUAUCCGAGGAAGAACUUGAUCUCGACGAUUUCGAUAACUCGAUAUUGGACGACGUGGGUGGUCAUGCUCAAGGCAAAAAUGGACAUUCCAACGGACUACACAAGAAACACAAGGCCAGUAACGAAGCAAGGACCUAUUCAAAGAAUACAGGCGUCACACUGACAAGGAUUCAUCCUUACUCGCCAGGCUCAACCUCGUUUGCCAACAGAGGCGACGCCGUUGAUAGGAGAUACUUGACGAUGAACAACAUUGGGUACGCCUGGAUUGUGAUUAACAGAGAGCCAGGUGCAUGCAACAGCAUCACGGUGUCGUUCUUUGACCGGUCCUCAAACAGCGAGUACCAUUUCACCGCACACGAGAAAUUCGACCUUGCGUCUAUGAAUAACCGAUGUAUAUUGCUCGGUGACAGCACCAAAGGUCUAAUCCACUACAAGUCCCACAAUAAUGCCGGCUCAAGCGAGGCAUGGGAGCGGCAAGUGCCCUUGGUUACCGACGAGUACAUCACCAGUAUAUGCAUCACCAACUUGCCAAGCUUCAACACCAUUGUAGUGGGGACAAACAUUGGCUAUCUCCGCUUCUUCAACCAGUACGGCGUCUGCUUAAACAUCAUCAAAACGCAGCCCGUUGUGGCGCUAGCUCCUGCAUCUACAACGUCAAACAUAUUUAUGAUCAACCAAGUUGCCGCGAACGUCUACUCGUAUUCGAUCAUCGACAUCAACCAGGAUAACAAGUUUAUCCAGCAGAAUUGUCUGAUACCGCUCAAGGAGCGCGCAAAUCGACAGUUGAUCAAGGGGAUCUUCUUCAGCGAGCACAACGACCCAUGUGUAGUUGGCGGAUACGAUGACACCGUGUUUAUCUUGCUGUCGUGGAGAGAAGCGGGCAACGCGAGAUGGGUGCCGCUACUCAACUGCCACAAUUCCAUCACCGAGUACGGAUCAAAUGAGAAUAAAAAAAACUGGUCGUGUUGGCCAUUGGGGUUAGUCAAUGACUCGCUCAAUUGCUUGUUGUUGAAAAACGGCCAGUACCCUGGUUUCCCCUUGCCGUUGCCGAUUGAAAUUGAGAUGGAAAUACCCACGAAAGUGAAACAUGAAGAAGAUGGCGCCGAGGAGGAGUUCGUGAGGUCGGUUACGAUGGGCAAAUUGUUGAGCGACUCAUUGACCCAUCGCGAGGAAGAAAAAGAUGAUGAUGAUGGAGAUGGUGACGCAGAUGAAGAUGAAGAGGCAAUGAUGGAAAGACUCAAUCAGUACAGCAUGAGUUUCGACAAGUCACUUUUGAAAAUGUUUGGUGAAUCAUGCAAAGAGCUGAAGUUGAACAAGGCGUUUGCCAUUGCUAAAUUGAUCAAGACGGACAAGGCAUUGAUAGCAGCUGCCAAGAUUAGUGAACGGAUGGAGUACAUGUCGUUGGCUUCAAAGAUUGGACAACUUCGAGAGCAACUCCAAAUUGAAAUCGAUAGUGAUUGA